Messenger RNA from Vitis riparia (riverbank grape), 2311 nucleotides. RefSeq lists its product as uncharacterized. Lineage: Eukaryota; Viridiplantae; Streptophyta; Magnoliopsida; Vitales; Vitaceae. The transcript is spliced from 2 exons. The coding region runs from base 96 to 2060 and encodes 654 amino acids. Gene Ontology annotation, molecular function: protein binding. The record is from RefSeq and is a predicted model, not a curated record.
UUUAUAAUAUGCCUGCUUAGUGCUUCCCAUGCCCAGAUAGGUUUCUCUCCAUCACCUGCAGGCUAGCAGCCAAAUUUAAUUUUCUGUUUCCUCGGAUGCCCAGUGUACUAAACUUCAUCGGAGCUCAUCUUCUUUUUGACUCGGCCAUGGAGUCGCAGCACCAAAAGAAUACGACACACAAGAAUGUUAAGGUGCAGUGCUCAAACCCUUGUUGUUUCUUUUGCGCCAUGAAUGAGGCAGACCCGUCUCUCAGGAGGGCAGGAAUAGCCAAGUGUUUCAAGGAGAUGCCUCUCAGAGACGAUCAAGAGCACGUCCUGGCAUUGAGUGGGCUCUGGAACAUCGCCAUGACGCAGCCUGAUGACCCGGAAUUUCCGUUGCUCGGCAUCUUUGAAUGCGCUGCAAAUUUAAUCCGCAGGGGGAUCAGUGACAAAGAGUGGCUUCUGAGGGACCAGAACAUCUACAUCCCAUACUAUGCGGCCCAUAUUAUUGGGUCCUACACCAUGAACAAGGUUCAGUUUGCAGAGAGAGCUGUGAAAUCAGGCGUGAUUUCGUCACUGAUGGAGCUUUUGAGAGGAAAAAUGAGUUGGGUCGAGAAAAGAGUGGCAGUUCGGGCACUGGGUCACCUGGCAAGCCAUGAAAGAACCUUCGAAGCCAUUGCUGUGCAUGAAGCUGAGAUAAUACACCAAUCCAUGGAGACAGCUUCCACAUGUCUUGACGAGGUCUACGUUGAAUUCGUAGGCGUGGAACGUACAAGAAGAUUGAAGUACCACUGUGAUUUGCUAACAAGAGGGACUGGAGGAUUGGAGAUUGAGAACAGAAAGGCUGAGGAAUGGGCUAGCCAACUCCAGUGCUGGUCUCUCUAUCUCCUGAACUGCUUUGCAUGCAAAGAAAGAUCUCUGAAUCGCAUCUGUAACAAAGAGUUCUUGAAGAAAUUGUGUGGAAUGUGGGGUGGGUUGGCUAAUGGAUCUUCUCCCGCAGGAAUUGGACUCAUCAGAAAUCUGUGUUACACCAAAACCGGAAGAAGAAACGUGGCAGAUUCAAAGGAAGUGAUAGAGAGCCUCUGCAACACAUCUAGAUCUUCAUAUGAGUGGCAGUACAUGGCCAUUGAUUGUCUUCUCCUAAUUCUCAAGGACCCAGAUACGAGAUAUAAAGUUCUGAAUACUGCGGUUCUGUUCCUCGUUGAUUUGGUUGAACUCAGAAGCCUCAGAGGAAGAACCAAAGUAGGAGAAGCAAUCACACAGACACUACUACAGGAUUAUAAUCAACUCAAAUACGGGAAUCUGGAUUUGAAGAGCAAAAGAGCUGAAGGAACAUUGGAAGAGAUAUGGGAUUUGAAAGUGGAGAGAAAAAAGAGAGAGAAUGUAAUGACAGAAGAGGAGGCUAGAGAGAGAAGAAUCCUGGCGGGCGUGAUGAAACAAGAAGGAAAUCAAUUGUUCUGGUCAGGUGACAUUGAAGCAGCAGUGUUGAAGUACACAGAAGCUUUGGAGUUGUGCCCAUUAAAGAUGAGAAAAGAGAGAGUUGUUCUUCAUAGCAAUAGAGCUCAAUGCCAUCUCCUCCUGAGAGACACAGAAUCCGCCAUUAGCGACUCAACACGAGCUCUGAACCUAUCCAGUGUGGUGAGUCCUCACAGUAAGAGCCUGUGGAGAAGAUCACAGGCCUACGAUAUGAAAGGUUUGGCCAAAGAAAGCUUGAUGGACUGCUUAAUGUUCAUCAAUGAUCGUAUCAAGUCUCUGGACACCAACGGUGUCAAGAUCCCCUACUACGCGGCACGUAUGAUUACCAAGCAGAUGAACACCACGUGGAUUUUCGCAACUGCCAGGUCAAAAAAUUUGAACAAUCAUGGUGUCGAAAAUCAAGAAUGGAACGGGCAUGACCAAGUUGAUGAAACGACAAUGACGACGGAUACAAGGAAGAGGCAGAAGGGCAUUGCUGGUAUGCCCACUAUUGCAGAAGAACCGGUGAUUGGAAUAAUGCAGGGGAGAAAGCUAGAAAGGACAGGACAUAAUAAAAAGAAAGGUCUCAGCGUUAUUGCUAAAUUGACAGGUGCCAAAAUUGGGUGACGGCAUUGAUCCGGUGUUGUUCAGCUUUUAAUUCUUAAAAUUCCUUUGUCAGUAGUAUGUACCGAGAUUUGGAAUGUAUAACCAUUACGGCAAAGGGCCGUUAACCUUCUUUCACCUGGUGGUUGCAUGCCCUUCGCAGCCGCUUUCAGUUGCUCUCUUUUCUCUCCAAGACUUGGAAGCCCUCCAAAGAGACCUAUUCAAAACAACUUAUUGACAGUGAAUCAAAGUUAGAUUUGCGGAAGAUUUUAUCA